CAUUUUAGUUUCGACAUCGCUAUUGGCAUCCUCGCCGGUCAAUUAUUCUAAUCUUCACCCAGAAGUUCGUGUAAUUAAGUUGAUAUUCGACUAAACUGUGAAAAUAAUUAAUUACUUCGAUCAAACGAAUAAUCCAUCAUUCGUAGAUAUGAGCACCGACAGUAUUGAGAAGUUGUACAAACAUUUUGGCAUUCUAGCUGACGCCAAAGACAAACUCUCCGAGCAUGAGAAGGAGUAUUUGGAGAUUUUGAAGGCAGUCAAGGGAAGCCCCAAAGAAAAACGUCUGGCGUCGCAGUUCAUUGCUAGAUUCUUUAAAUAUUUUCCAAAACUUGCUGAUAAAGCCAUUGAGGCACACUUGGAUCUGUGCGAGGAUGAGGAUAUCGCUAUUCGAAAACAAGCAAUCAAGGAUUUACCUGCCCUCUGCAAGGAUAAUAAGGAGCAUACACCAAGAAUUGCGGAUAUUUUGGCGCAGUUACUACAGGCUGAGGACUCUACGGAGCUCGCAGUCGUAGACAAUAGCAUCAUGUCACUUUUGAAAAAUGAUCCCAAAGGAACACUCAAUGGAUUUUUCAGUCAUAUUCUGAACGACGACGGUGAACGGGAUGGUGAACGUGAAUCUUGUAUCAAAUUCUUGGCCUCAAAAUUGAAAUCUUUAGGACGUGACAUUAUUACGAAGGAAUCUGAGGAUUUGCUCAUUGCUGAGUGUAAAAAAAUACUCAACGAUGUGACAGCCAGUGAAUUCCAUGGGAUUAUGGAUGUACUCAGUUGGACAAGAUUGGGAUCCACAGUUAUUGGACAGCAGGAGCUCGUGGACAUCACCAUUGAGCAAGCAGAAUUGUCAGUGCCCUUCAAGCAUAGUAGUGUUGAGCAGCUGGACAGAUUGAUACAAUGUAUAAAGCACGCACUUCCUCACUUUAGUGCUCAAAUCGAUUCUUCGAAGUACGUAUCCUACAUCUGUAUGCAAGUUCUACCACAUCUGUCAUUGAUAUCCGCGCCUGAUGGUCGCGAUGCUCAGCUAAUUAUUCUGAAACUGCUAGCUGAGUUGAUGACAUUCUGUGGAAAUAUUGAGAAACCAGAGGAGAAAGUCCAGCAAUUGUACAACGCAUUGAUUGUCUACAUGCCACUUCCACCAGAUACCGACAUCACAGAAGUACCAAAAUUGGAGUUCAGCCACGUUGAAUGCCUCAUGUAUUCCUUCCACAAAUUGUGCAAACAGAUUCCCGAAUUUUUGAUCAAGGACCCAGAGCAACUGAAAGAAUUCAGAUUGAGACUACAGUAUUUUGCGAGAGGAAUCCAAGGUUACAUUAAGAAACUGCGAGAAGCUAUCAGUGGAAAAUCAGAGGAGGACCUGAAAACCGAGGAGAAUCAAUUGAAAGUCGUUGCCCUCAAGACAACCAACAAUAUUAAUACACUCAUCAAGGACUUGUUCCACUCGCCACCGAGUUUCAAGAGCGUUAUUCAUCUUUCGUGGAAAACUCCCGUGGUUGAUACUAAGAAAGUGGAGAAAAAUUCAUCCCAGAAAAGACACACGCCAAUCACAUUCGGAAAUGAUGGAAGUCCAACGAAACGGAAUAAGGAAGAUAAGCAGGGUGGUAAGAGGGAAAUUUACACACCGCCAAGUGGAAAAUACAGUGGGAAUAUUUCAUCGGGAAAUUAUGGAAAUCGAGGAAGAUUCAGAGGAAAUCGUUCUGGUGGACGUGGGGGAUUUCGACCACGAGGUCGUGGUGGAUGGCGAAAAAAUUCAUACUAGUGAAUUUAGCCAUUAGUCAUUCCCCAAAAGACAAAUCACAAUGGCAAAAUUUGAAAAUGUGGACGGUUGUGUGAAAAUUCGUGUGGCUGCGUCGAGAACAGUUUUACAAAGGAGAAAAAAAAAUCAAGUGACGCUGCUCAAAGAUUCUCCUGAAUUGCAAGACGAAUGAGAGGACGUUUAUUAUUAUUUUUCCAUUUGUUUUUUGUUCGUGUGAGAAUUCCGCGAGUGAUGAUUAUUUUUGUUAAAUAUUCACGAGGACUUUAAACUGAUAACUGAAUCAA
Molecule: messenger RNA, 2031 nt
Organism: Fopius arisanus
Lineage: Eukaryota; Metazoa; Arthropoda; Insecta; Hymenoptera; Braconidae
Gene: cass
Product: cassowary
Exons: 8
Coding region: 149-1750 (533 amino acids)
Biological process (GO): negative regulation of apoptotic process
Cellular component (GO): nucleus
Molecular function (GO): RNA binding
Source: RefSeq, a predicted model, not a curated record